Molecule: messenger RNA, 1297 nt
Organism: Annulohypoxylon maeteangense
Lineage: Eukaryota; Fungi; Ascomycota; Sordariomycetes; Xylariales; Hypoxylaceae
Product: peptidase S8/S53 domain-containing protein
Exons: 1
Coding region: 144-1028 (294 amino acids)
Biological process (GO): proteolysis
Molecular function (GO): serine-type endopeptidase activity
Source: RefSeq, a predicted model, not a curated record
CAGUUAGUCAUUCAUAACCCAUCUUCCAAAAUGCUAAGUCGGAGCUUUAGGAAUUCCCCGACGGAAGAAUCGUCGGGUCAUUUAAUGCUCUACAAGAAGGAGCCAACGAUGAUGUCACCGACCUUGACGGUCACGGCACUUGUAUGUGCUCCUGUGUCGGCGGCACAUUCGCAGGCAGCUUCAAGCAGGCAAAUAUCGUACCGGUCAGGAUCUUGAAGAACAGCAACACUGCACCUUUCCUCGACGACAUAGUAAACGCCAUCGCAUGGGUCAUUAACGAUAAAGCCAACAGCAAAGUUGGUGCUGGUGUGAUGAGCAUGUCCUUUGGUUUCCCGAUAUCGGCUCUGAAAGUGGCAAAUAGUCAAGAGGUAAACACAGUUGACCCGUUCGCGGAUAUUUUCGACCGCAUCGGACCCGCUGGCAUAGUAGCCGUCGCAAGCGCGGGUAAUGAUGCGGAUGACGACAUGUUCAACCGGACGCCGCGCAGAAACGGUGGUCGUGAUACACCGAUGAUUGUCGUCGGCGCUGCAGACAUCACGUCUCAGAAGUGUGAUUUCAGCUCUUUCAAAGAUAGCACUCAAAAUGGCAUCCUAUCUAUCUAUGCCGUCGGCAAAGACGUCGUCUGCGGCGGUAGGAAGGCUUUCGAUAACUACGCAAGGAACACCGGUUCAUCGCCCGCGACGGCCCAGGUAGCCGGUAUCGUGGCUAUGUAUCUGGCCAAGCAGCAAACCACGGUGGCGAACGCGAAAGCAUACCUCUUAUCCGAAGCUGUCAGACUUAAGGGUGCGAACUGGCCGAACGACGGAGCAGGCGGGCAACCGGGGCCGGGACCACCAAGAGCUGGCGUAGGCUACCAAAUCCCUUGCACUGGCGGUGGCCAGACAGCUACGCAGCCCUCAUAUGAGGAACCAGACAGAGAUUUGUUCGCGGAAUUGAUUAGGGAAGAAGAGAUCUCGGAGUAUAACGACCCAGAUUUCGAUGUAAGUUAUCUUUCCCCUAUUUUCGACGACACAGAAUAUCCAUGCUAAAACAUUCACAGGAUCCUGCUUGUGUUACACCCAUACAUCCUUAGGUACCUAGAUAUCGAGAUCUGUUGGGUGUCGAAAGCGUUUAGGUGUCGAAAGUGUUGAUAAAAUGAACAGGACCGUUUUAGUGGUUGGGUUCUAAGGUUAGCUGUAUUGUCAAGUGGUAGAAGGUAGGUAAGUACUAGGUAGCUUAGCAUAACCGAAUUCGAAUCAAAAUAGACUCCUCGGGUAUUGUAAUGUGAAACAUUCGAAAUACUAGCCAACAGGAUAUC